Molecule: messenger RNA, 1036 nt
Organism: Pecten maximus
Lineage: Eukaryota; Metazoa; Mollusca; Bivalvia; Pectinida; Pectinidae
Product: probable rRNA-processing protein EBP2
Exons: 9
Coding region: 92-985 (297 amino acids)
Biological process (GO): ribosomal large subunit biogenesis; rRNA processing
Cellular component (GO): nucleolus; preribosome, large subunit precursor; nuclear periphery
Source: RefSeq, a predicted model, not a curated record
UCUCGAUUUUAUUUUAUAUAGUCAGUGCUAUUUCCGGUUGAGGAACACGUGAAAGAGUCCCGAGUAAGGAAAAUAUCACAGCUUUAUAAUUAUGUCCGAGAGUGACUUUUCUUCAGAUCAGGAAAGCAAUGACUCGGAUACGGAGCUGCAGUUAGCUUUUGCUGAAGGAAGAUUAUCUGGUGGUUUGAAUAUCCAGCAAGCAGCACCAAAAACCUUCACGAAUGAUGUGGAAGGACUAAAAAGAAAGCUGGUAGAACUGAAGAAUGACCUUGGCUGGCUGGAGAGACUUGACCUGACCAAUAAGCCAGCUCCUGCACAGCCUGGCACAGAUAUGGUUGGGGAUGAAGAUGUACAUGAUGACUUCAAGAGAGAGUUAACAUUUUACCGACAAGCCCAAGCCACUGUUCAACAAGGUAUUCAACAGCUUCAGAAACUAGGAGUAAAAACAAAACGACCUGAGGACUAUUUUGCACAAAUGGCUAAAUCUGAUGAUCAUAUGAAAAUGGUGAGAGAAAAGUUAUUGGAAAAACAGGUUUCAAUGGAAAGGUCUGAAAAAGCAAAGAAAAUGAGAGAAUUGCGGAAAUAUGGUAAAAAGGUUCAACAUGAAGUUUUACAGAAACGACAAAAGGAAAAAAGGGAGAUGAUGGAUGCUGUUAAAAAAUAUAAAAAAGGACAGAAAGAUAAACUUGACUUCUUAGAUGACAAAGGACCCCCAAAUAAGAAACAGAAAACUGGUCAAAAGCAAGAAUUUCAUGCCAACAAAAAAAGGGAAUACAAAAAUAAGAAGUUUGGCUUUGGGGGACAGAAGAAAAGGUCUAAGAUGAACACAGCCAAGAGUUCUGCUGACAUGUCAGACUUCAAUCCCCAUAUACACCAGAAAAAACAUGGCAACAAGUCAGGAGGAAAGAAAACAAACACAAAAAAGAAAGGACCAGCUAAGAGACCUGGAAAAUCGAAGAGGCAGAAGAUGAAAAGCAAGCACUGAACUGAAAGAUUUGUGUCUUUGUGUAAAUAAAUGUAAAAAUGUUGAGCUUCC